Phytophthora nicotianae INRA-310 is the source of this 1208-nucleotide messenger RNA. RefSeq lists its product as hypothetical. The transcript has a single exon. The record is from RefSeq and is a predicted model, not a curated record. Lineage: Eukaryota; Oomycota; Peronosporomycetes; Peronosporales; Peronosporaceae. The coding region runs from base 65 to 586 and encodes 173 amino acids.
UCCAGAAUUUGCUCCGCGGUGACCACCUGUCCAUAUCCGCUGUGGGCAACCUAUCAACUGAGCGAUGCGCGGAUACUACAUGUACAUACUGCUGCUCCUGAUAGCAGCACCUAUCCUCCUUACGAGCUUGACCGAGGCUGUAUCGCCGACGAUGGUCUCGAGACAGACGAAAUCGGCGAGGGUUGCAACCUUUGAUAAACAGCAGCAAGAAAAUGCAGUGUCGACGCGUAGAGAUGGCGAACGGUUUCUAAGAAGCGACAAAAUUGACGAUGAAGGCAACUUAGUCGAGAGCUACAACACCGACAAUGAAGAAAGAGGAUUCCAAAGUGCUGCAAAACUAGCCGCCGAAAAACUCGCGGCGCAGCUCGGUACAAAAUGGAAAGCAUUGACGAACAAGGACUUCCGCAACCUGCAGCUAUUUCUGAACGUAAAAACGAGUUUUGAGAAGCUCUACAAAAAGGGAGCAACGCCUUUCAAGCUUAUGACUGAGAUGAAUCACAACGGAAUUGCUAAGGUUGGCUCGAUUGAUGAACGGUGGGGUGACUACUUGAAGUUUUGGGUGAAGAAGAAUCAUGGAGAGAUUUAACGUACCGCUACUUAAAACGCAAAAUUAUAUCGCUAUUCUAGCUCUUUUUUGUUUACACAGCGGUAUUGUCUCCAACGAUCUGCGUUCUAUCGCUGACCAUCGUACAUUUGAUGGACCUGACGUUCGAGGGCCGUGUGAUUGCUUACUUCUGCCUACAUACUGUACAGGUUCUUACUAUCGUCCUGUGCUUGUAUUUGCUAUAAUUUACGUGUUCCAACAUGCUUAGCAAAAUAAAAUAAUAUGGUCUUGCUAUUUAACACUGGUGCUGCUUAGUAGUAUCAGUGUCAUGAGCGAGGGACAGUGUGGUCUCUCUUGGUACUACAGUGGAUGAUGAGAGUAUUGAACGCGUCCUGAUUCAUGAUUCACGAUUCUCCUUUAGACGCACGCGAUAUCGAGUUUCUGUUCUUAAGUUCAGGUAUGAGCAGUGAGUACUGGUAAAAGGUGAACACUUGAGCAACUCACCAGAAAGCCACGCACCAACAAGUUUAGUGAAUAUACCUGGAUAUGCAAUUACGUCCGAAAGCAACAAUACCUAGCUUACAAUUUAUUGGUUUAGUUUUUUUAGUGGCUUGGAACUAAUCAUUAUAAUUAAAAACUCGAAUAUAUUUUAUGAAUACUUUUU